This is a messenger RNA of Symbiodinium sp. CCMP2456, 3251 nucleotides long. NCBI's taxonomy places the organism in Eukaryota, Dinophyceae, Suessiales, Symbiodiniaceae. The record is from the annotation of a GenBank genome assembly.
CCUUUCUGAACCAGUUGGCAACUGCCGUUGCCCAGCUGGCCAAAGCUACGUCCUCGAGCGGUGCAGGCUCGAGCCAGUGGAAGGAGACAAAAUACGUAAAGUCGCCGGACCUCUUUAGUCCGAAAACGCUUGAGGAGGAGACCUCUCAGUGGGGGGAUUGGUCCUUCCACUUCCGCAAUUUCAUGACGAUUCAGGACUCAGGCUACCGACAGGACUUUGAAAAAUGCGAAUCCGCGAGUGGCUUUAUCAGCUUUACCGACUAUGCCGUUGACGUCAAAGAAAGAGCUCUUCGGCUCUACUCCGUCCUCGCUAGUUACCUCAGAGGCCGCCCGCUGAAGCUCCUGCGGGCAAACAAGAAUGGAGAUGGCUAUGCCGUGUGGAGGCAGCUUUGUGACGAGCUCCAGCCGCGCUCACGCCCUCGUGCGUUGGCGCUUGCACAGGCGUUGUCUCGCUUCCCUCCACACCGAGAGGGAAGCUCCUUGCUGGAGUAUAUCCUCAGCUAUGAGCGUUUGAUCUCGGAGUACGAAUCGGUGUCGACCGAGAAGUACCAGGAGGAUUUGAAGAUCUCCACUCUCUUGGCAGGGCUCGCUCCUGAAGUCAAGCGCUACAUGUACCUUCAAGUCAAUGACUCGACGACUUAUUUGGGCCUACGAGACAAGCUGUUGCAGUACGAAAGAACUUCAUCUACCUGGACGGCAGAGAACAUGCUGAAGUCGCUUGGUGGUGGCUACAACGCGGACGCCAUGGAUGUGGACCGGGUGGCAGAUGGCAAAGGAAAAGGAAAGAAAGGCGACAAAGGAGCUAAAGGAAAGGGAGGCAAGGGCGACUAUGGCAAGAAAGGCGACUACGGCAAGAAGGGCUACAACAACAAGGGUUGGAACCAAGACGGUGGCAAAGGCUAUGGCAAGGGCCCACCAAAAGGUGGGAAAGGCAAGAAGGGAGAUGGAAAGAAAGGCUCUCAAAAGAGCCAGGUGACUCAAGAUGAUGACACCGCUUCUGUGCAGACGAGGGCAACUACCUCUUCUACAACGACAGCAAGCACUACCGCCCCUUCGGCCAAAUCGCAAGUUCGGCGGGUUCAUGUUGUGGACCUCGAGCAGCUCGAUGAGGACCAGGAGAUCGGUCUUGAGUUCCUCGGCUCAGUGCGCGUGGUGCAAGAGGUGGACGGCGAAGCUGGAGUUGAGCUUCCUUGCAGCAGUGUCCAGUGCUUUGUCAUAGGAAGUGAUGGUGAAAGUGAUCAGCCUUUUGCCGUGGACUUGACAGCAGAUGGUAGCGGUGAGUUUGCUGAUGGCUUUGUUCAUGUUCGUGCUGUUGCUGCAGACCCAAGUCUUCAUGAAGUGAUCUUGGACAGUGGAGCUGAUUGCACCGUCUUGCCCAUCGAUUCGUUCUCAGAUGUAGGACCACCGGCCAUGGAAGUUAGGUUGGUGCUCGAGAUCUCCGACGACUUGCAGGUCCACGCACAGGCCCCAGGACCACACUUCUUUGCCGCGGUGAUCGUAGGUCCCGAACCCGAGGAAGUCGCUGAAGAAGCUGGCGGCGAAGCAGCAGACGAUCCUGGAGAAGCUGAGCGUGAAGGAGAUGUUGCAAUGCUUGGUCCCUCUCCUGUUGAGGUUGUAGGGGAUGAUGAGGAAGUGUUGGUUGUGAACGGCGCGCGCUUAACAGAACUUAGUCCUCUUCGUGAACUUCGUUUGGGGUGUCGCUUUCUUGGCAUUUCAAAGAACGGCUCAAAAGCAGCAGUUUGGCAGCGCCUGAAGAAGGAGGUAGCACACAACAAGUUGCAGUUGGAGGUUGCAGCGUCUGAAGCGGUGAGAGCAGAGUUUUCCCGAGAUCCUGUAAUGCAAGCACGGCCCGCUCCUCCUAGCCCUGAGCUUGUUGAACUUCAUGAAGUCACCCACCUUCCUCGUGCUGAUUGGUGUGAAGCCUGCAUUGCGGCCCGGAGCCGUGAAGACAAUUACGAUGCAGCCGGUCCCAAACGUGAGUUUCCAGUGAUUUCCUUAGAUUUCAUGUUCGUGAAGACCGAUGGAGAGGAAGCUCCACUUGCCACUCAUCUUGUCUGUGUUGACUCGCAGUCGAAGUACGUCGUGGCAGUUGCAUUGGCCUCAAAAGGUGGCAAAACUUUGAAGCACGCUGUUGAGGAGGUGGUUGGUAUGUUGACGGUUCUCGGCUAUGCCAAGGUGAUUUUGCGCUAUGACACAGAGCCGGCCAUGAAGCAGUUAGUGAAUUCCAUUGUAGCCGUGCGUUCGAAGAACAAUUUGGCCACAGAGUUGGAGCCUGUGGGCCCCGAUUCCUCGGCGCAUGGAGCUCUUCGCUCUGAGCGCUACCACCAGACGGUGCGAAACCUUGGGAAUUGUCUUCUGAAGACAAUAGAGCAGCGUACAGGGCACAAAGCGGAGACUUGGAGCCCUCUUCAUUCCUGGGCAUAUGUGCAUGCAGCCUUCUUGGUUACGCGCUUCCAUGUGCACAAGGACGGCUGCACGUCCCACGAGCUGGUUCAUGGGCCCCCGAAAGCUUAUGAUGUUGAGCUGUUGAAGACCAUGCGGGGAACUCCUUAUGACUUCUUGCUUGAUGUGGUUCCGGUUCGAAAGAAGAAAGUGGACAAAGAGAGGCUGCCGCUCCUUGUUGAAGUAGCUCCUCCUGCUCUUGUGGCAGCUGAGGAACCUGCAGUGAUCGGUCCCGGUGAUGAGGCUGCCAGUGAUCCUCCUUCCUCAGAGGCUGGCGGUGGGGCUGGAUCGUUGAGUAUCAGCCUUCCUGGCCAGUCUUCUGGAACGAGCUCCUCCUCUUCUGCAGAGCUUAUUCCUGCGGCCAUGGACGUUGACGGUGCCAACCAGGUUGCCGAAGAAGGAGAAGAUGAAGUUGUUUCGGCCGAGGGGGGACUCCCCACAGGCCACUUUGAGGAAGAAGGUUUCAGAGAUGUUCCUCAAGAUUGGGGUGAUAUCUUUGAUCAGACCUGGGAAAUUGAGGGUGUCCUUCAAGAAGCUGAGCGAAGGAAAUAUGAGGAAGGGCCUCCUGUCCUUGAUGAUGAUGCUCUUGCUGCCUUGGACGCGGAGAUGGAUGAAGUGGAGAUUCAGCGGCUCUUAGGGAUGAAGGUCCUUGAGGAAGUCGGCCCCGAUGAGGAUUUGAGUGACAUGUAUCGCCUUGGCUGCAAGAACGUCAGAGAUUGGAGAUUUCGCAAUGGUUGGGUGCGAAGGUCGCGCCUAGUCGCGAAGGAGUUUCGGUUCCUUCAACCAUUCAUGGAGAACCUCUACAGCCCA